AUGGCCGAUGACGCUGUCCUCAUCGCCGUCGCCAACUUCGCGGCGUCGCUCGCCCCGGAUUAUACGACGACCAGCUCAGCGACUGAGCAUCCUACCUCUCAUCUCAUCCUCCCGGGCCCGGACACCAAAGCGAAGAAGAGGCUGGAGCUUGAGCUUCAAAGUCUAGCCGCCAGAAUCCGCCAGAAUGAAGGCGUGCCACCUAUGCCUGUACUGUCGGGCUUACCCACACCGAAUGAGCACAGCGAUACUCUAUUUGGCUCAAAUGGUUCCUCUCCCUACGCAGCUGCUGCCAGGCCGAGUCUCAGUCACAAUGGUCGGGACGAUGUAGACGGUGGCAACCCCUCUUCUAAGCGUCGCCGGCUACAACAUGACGCUGCCGACUCAGGUCAAGAUGAGAAUAGCGACGAGCCAGGCGUUUUUUCAAGUUCCCUUCAGAAAUCCGGCAGUUCCGCCGCCUCUCUCACCACCCAGAUGCAGUUACCGCAGAGGGCGAUCAAGGCGAAUGAGUACGGGUCUAUGGCGGAAUUGGAGAAGGAGUUGCUCAAGCAUCAGAAAGCAAAUGAAGCUUUCCAGAAAGUGCUUAGGGAGAUUGGCCAGAUUAUCACUGCUGUUGCCCGCGGAGACCUGACCAUGAAGGUACACAUGAAUGAUGAAGAACUGGACCCCGAGAUCAACAAUUUCAAGCGCACCAUUAAUGCCAUGAUGGAUCAACUGCAAACGUUUGCGAGAGAGGUCUCCCGAGUUGCCCGAGAGGUUGGUACGGAAGGCUUAUUGGGAGGGCAGGCGAUCAUAGAUGGAAUUGAUGGAACUUGGAAAGAACUAACCGAUAAUGUGAAUAUUAUGGCACAAAACCUCACCGAUCAAGUCCGAGAGAUCGCGUCUGUCACAACGGCGGUCGCUCAUGGCGAUCUGACCAAAAAAAUUGAGCGGCCGGCAAGAGGCGAGAUUUUGGAGUUGCAACAGACCAUCAACACUAUGGUCGGCCAACUACGGACCUUCGCUUCGGAGGUCACCCGCGUGGCGAGAGACGUUGGUACGGAGGGCAUUCUUGGUGGACAGGCUGAUGUUGCUGGCGUACAGGGAAUGUGGAACGACCUAACAAUCAAUGUCAACGCCAUGGCCAAUAAUCUUACAACCCAAGUCCGGGAUAUCAUCAAGGUCACAACAGCUGUAGCCAAGGGUGAUCUUACACAAAAGGUCCAAGCUGAUUGUCGAGGAGAGAUCUACGAGCUCAAAUCAACUAUUAACUCUAUGGUCGAUCAAUUGCAGCAGUUUGCUCGAGAGGUCACGAAAAUCGCUGAAGAGGUCGGCACUGAAGGCCGCCUUGGAGGCCAGGCUACAGUACACGACGUCCAAGGGACGUGGCGAAAUCUCACUGAGAAUGUGAACUAUAUGGCUAUGAACCUUACGACCCAGGUGCGCGAGAUUGCCAAGGUGACUACGGCUGUAGCCAAAGGAGACCUUACCAAGAAGAUUAGCGUGGAAGCAAAAGGAGAAAUCCUCGAAUUGAAGAAUACGAUUAACCAAAUGGUUGAUCGGUUAGGCGCGUUUGCGUCCGAAGUCAGCAAGGUAGCUCGAGAGGUCGGAACAGAAGGAACCCUGGGUGGACAGGCCCAAGUUUCAAAUCUCGAGGGCAAGUGGAAGGAUUUAACAGAGAAUGUCAAUACUAUGGCCUCCAAUCUCACGGUGCAGGUGAGAAGCAUAUCAGCCGUCACACAAGCUAUCGCCAAUGGAGACAUGAGCCAAACCAUCGACGUUGAGGCAAACGGAGAGAUUCAAGUAUUAAAAGAGACAAUCAACAAUAUGGUUUGGCGUCUAUCAAGCUUCUGCUACGAAGUCCAGAGGGUUGCCAAAGACGUAGGUCUCGGCGGGAAAAUGGGUGCUCAGGCAGACGUGGUCGGCCUGGACGGGCGGUGGAAGGAAAUUACCACAGACGUCAACACGAUGGCUAGCAACUUGACAACCCAAGUUCGAGCAUUUUCCGAUAUUACAAACUUGGCGACAGACGGCGAUUUCAGCAAGCUCGUGGAUGUGGAAGCAUCUGGCGAAAUGGACGAGCUAAAACGAAAGAUUAACCAAAUGAUUUCAAACUUGAAAGAUAGUAUUCAAAGGAAUACCCAAGCUCGAGCUGCUGCCGAGUUAGCCAACAAGACAAAAUCGGAGUUCCUCGCCAACAUGUCCCACGAGAUCCGAACCCCGAUGAAUGGCAUCAUCGGAAUGACGCAACUGACGCUUGACACCGAUCUAACGCAAUAUCAGCGAGAGAUGCUUAAUAUUGUUAAAAGUCUAGCCAGCAGCCUCCUUACCAUCAUUGACGACAUCCUGGACUUGUCAAAGAUUGAGGCUAGGAGAAUGGUUCUGGAGGAAAUACCUUACACCCUCCGCGGCACUGUGUUUAACGCUCUCAAAACGUUGGCAGUAAAGGCUAAUGAGAAGUAUCUCGAUCUUACAUUCAAGGUUGAUAGCUCGAUCCCGGAUUACGUUAUCGGCGAUUCAUUCCGGUUACGACAGAUCAUCAUGAACCUAGUAGGCAACGCGAUUAAGUUUACCGAGACAGGGCAGGUUAGCCUCACCAUCAGAGAGAGCAUUGGACCAUCGCAACUAAAGCCUGGGGAAUACGGUCUGGAGUUUGUUGUCGAAGACACGGGAAUCGGUAUAGCGGAAGAUAAACUUGACCAUAUCUUCGGCACAUUCCAGCAAGCCGACGGCUCCAUGACUCGCAAAUUCGGCGGCACCGGCUUAGGGCUUUCUAUUUCCAGGCGUCUUGUCAACCUUAUGGGCGGCGAUAUAUCUGUCACCAGUGAGGCCGGGAAGGGCAGCCAGUUCUACUUCACCUGUAUUGUCAGACUUGCCUCUGGCGGUAUCGAGUUUAUCCAGAAGCAAUUGCAACCAUAUCGCGGCCAUCGCGUUCUAUUCAUUGACAAGGCUCGACCAAAUCCAGGAUCCGAGAUCAAGGAGAUGCUGAAAGAGCUUGGUCUCCUGCCUGUGACAGUGAGCUUGGAAGACUUCGCGGUACAUGGUCAAACCAAUCUAUCCAGUACUUUGCCGACCGAUGACUGCGACGCCAUCUUGGUGGAUUCAAUCGAAACUGCGCGAGAAUUCCGUGCUUUGGACGAGUUUAAGGACUUGCCAGUUGUGUUGCUAGCGCCAGUUGUUCACGUCAACCUCAAGACAUGUCUCGAGUUGGGAAUCACGUCCUACAUGACGACGCCUUGUCAGCUUGUCAACCUAGGGACGAGUAUGAUCCCCGCGUUGGAAAACAGAGCAACACCGACACUGGCAGAAAACACGCGGACUUUGGAGAUCCUUCUUGCUGAAGAUAAUACGAUUAAUCAGAGGCUGGCUGUCAAAAUUCUCCAGAAAUAUAACCACAUUGUAACUGUCGCAGGAAAUGGGCUGGAAGCCGUGGAGGCUGCCAAGGAAAAGAAAUUCGAUGUAAUCCUAAUGGAUGUUCAGAUGCCUGUAAUGGGCGGUUUUGAGGCAACCGCCAUGAUACGAGAAUACGAAAAUAGUAUCGGGCGUAGGACACCUAUUAUUGCAUUGACAGCACAUGCUAUGAUUGGUGAUCGUGAAAAGUGUAUGCAAGCACAGAUGGACGAGUACUUGUCAAAACCUUUACAACAGAACCAACUUUUGGAGACUAUCUUGGCCUGCGUGAGCAGAUCGGAGUAG
Molecule: messenger RNA, 3672 nt
Organism: Pochonia chlamydosporia 170
Lineage: Eukaryota; Fungi; Ascomycota; Sordariomycetes; Hypocreales; Clavicipitaceae
Product: two-component osmosensing histidine kinase (Bos1)
Exons: 5
Coding region: 1-3672 (1223 amino acids)
Biological process (GO): phosphorylation; phosphorelay signal transduction system; cellular hyperosmotic response
Cellular component (GO): membrane
Molecular function (GO): phosphorelay sensor kinase activity
Source: RefSeq, a predicted model, not a curated record